This is a messenger RNA of Hydractinia symbiolongicarpus, 1622 nucleotides long. RefSeq names its product ubiquitin-associated domain-containing protein 2-like. Lineage: Eukaryota; Metazoa; Cnidaria; Hydrozoa; Anthoathecata; Hydractiniidae. The transcript has 10 exons. Gene Ontology annotation, cellular component: membrane. Bases 51 to 1157 code for a protein of 368 amino acids. The record is from RefSeq and is a predicted model, not a curated record. Gene Ontology annotation, molecular function: serine-type endopeptidase activity; protein binding.
CCCUGAGUUUAAGUGUAAACUACUAAGCAAAUUCGAAAGAUCAACACAGUAUGGAUGUCAGUCCUGAUGUUAUAUCUGGUUUGGGAUUUAAGCAUGCACCUGUGAGCCGGUUUCUUUUGGUGUCAACUGGCAUUCCAUCUGUGGCCGCUGUAUUUUUGUCAAAUGGAUACCGAAAAUUAUUCACUGUAUCAUGGACAGAUGUUAUUCAUAAAAAACAAAUAUUGCGGUUUAUCUGUUCACAGUUUAUCGUGGAUAAUUCUUUCGAUGUCAUUUGCAAUUGUUUGUUCAUUUAUUAUUUUUUGGUGUUGGAACGAAGAUGGGGUUCAAAGAAAUAUAUUUCAUUCUUUUUCACAAAUUGGUCAUUAUCCCUUGGAUUAUAUUUUAUUCUCUUCAAAUCAAAAAUAUUGGCAAGCAAUAUACCAAUGGUGGAAAUAGUACCGAAAGGGAUCUAUGGCCCACUGUUUAGUAUGUUGGUAUACUAUUACAAAGACAUUCGAAGCAACGCAGAAAAUGGUAGAUUUUCGUUUUCAAAAAAGACAUUUGUAUAUAUGCUUGCAGCACAGAUGGUGCUAAGUAACGAGAAAACAUUUUUAAUGGCUUCCUGCGGCAUUAUAUCAGGUAUGAUCUACAGACUAAAUCUUCUCAAAAUACAAUCCUGGUUUACAAUUCCAAACGCUGUGAGCAGUAGGUUUCAACGACUGUAUUCCUACUUCCUAUCCGGUGAAGCAGCUACAACUUCAAGAAAAGCGUACAUGGGAGCCACCCCAGAAAUUCACGAAGACAUGGUGUUUGAUUACGUUAUGAGUAGACAGCGACAGAACGUGGUCAGAGGAGGUGGAGAUCGUCGAACUGUUGGUCAAGGUUACGCUGACGUCAUCAAUCCUUCUUUCGGGAGUCUUUUUAAUAACGCACGACACGUGGAACAACAUGCACCGCCCACACCGCAAGCCCCGCUCACUCCACAAGCGCCGCCCGCUCCGCAACCGCCUCCAUAUCCUGAAGUGGUAAACGAGGCAGAGCCCACAUCUGACGUACGUGAAGAAAAGGUGAAAACUUUAGUCGAUAUGGGUUUCGCAAGAGAUGCUGUCGUUGAUGCUUUAGCAAGUGCUAACAAUGACAUCCAACACGCCACAAGCAUACUACUAUCCGCACAGUAAAUCAUGCAGAAACAUAUUUUCUAUUGCUGCGUAUUUCUCAAUACCUUUGUGGUUAUCGUAUAGACGCAUACAUGUGAACAGGAUGGAAUAGCGAUUAAAGCGCUGUCAGUAAUAAGACAGGCUGGAUGAAGUUCCUGUCCUUUACUGACAUGACAGUGUUGAUGCGUUUUGGGACACAAUUGACAUGAUAUUGAUUAUUUUGUGCAGAUUUGGCGUUUUUGUUCCCGCCAGUUAAUUAAAGCUUUGUUGAUAUACGUUUCAGAUUUUGAUGUAUACUAAUAUCAACAAAAUCAAUAUGACGAAUCAAGAAAUUAAACGGACGCAUUGGAUUGCACAAUACAUUACGUAAUGUUUUGGUUAUUGUGCAGCGAUGCAAAUAGCAAUGCGUUUUUUGAGUAAAUCAGUAUUCCUGUCAAUUGAUUGGACAUCAGUAGUGUUUCCAUAUGUUUUGAAUAUUCGACUCAA